Messenger RNA from Amoebophrya sp. A120, 1595 nucleotides. The record is from the annotation of a GenBank genome assembly. Lineage: Eukaryota; Dinophyceae; Syndiniales; Amoebophryaceae.
GACGAGUUGCAAGAGUAAGAGACCACAGCUAACAGUCCACUCGAUCCCGCUUGGCAAAUAUUUCGAGAGAGUACAGUGCGCUGUCGGGUUCUAUCUUCCCUCGGUGACGUCUUCGGUUUUGAGUUUGAUGUUUGUCGUUGUACGGAGACACAAAACGUUCAACAGAGACUCUUACAGGACUAGAUGUGUUGAUACUUCUUGUGUUGGCCGAAGCGAGGGAUUCAUUAUAGCACGCUACCUCGUCAAGAUGGACACAGCAACGCUGAACACGAUCCGAAAGUCCAUCGAGAAGGAGAACAAGCUGAACCGCAAAUGGGCAGAUGAGGCACUGUUAAGGGAAACCCUGGCGCGUGCGAGGUCGACCGAACCCGCACCAAGAGAGGAGGUACAUUGAAUUCGUUUAAGAUACCGUGAUUAUAUCGCCGGAUGCAACUUUGAACUUCUUGUGCUAUGUGAGCAAGACCUUUCUGUUCUGCCUCGGAGGUUUUAGUUUUUUCAGUUGAUACAGUGGAUAAUUAUGCCCAAAUUAUGCCAGGUUACUACCUUCAACGUCCAGUCCCAGAACGAAGGCGCGCUGAAGCGAUGCAGCUCCGCCGAGCACUACCUGUGCCAGAAGAUGGGACUCGUGGAUAAUCCCUUUGACAAGCAGCGCAACCGGUCGCGCGGCAGCGGCAUGUCGAACACGGGGAGCACGGCCUUCACCAACCGAAAAAUGAACGAGUUCCCGCUCCCGGGAAACAUGACCAUUGAGGAUCUGCUUUACUUUGGAGUCAGUUGCGAGGGAGAGGGAAGGCACGCCUAUUUGAAGAAGCGAAAGGCGAUUGACUGGCAAGAGAAGAGCAGGUUCCCGCUCUUGGCGAGUCAGGAGGUAGCACUAACGGAUUCAGAAUUUGUUUCUUGUUGUUGCGCGGCACGAGAGUAGAGUGGGCUGAUCAUGUGGUUUCGCAAAAAUCUAAGUCGCAUAACGCACCGUUUUUUUUUUCGCAACCAUACAUUUCAACGUGAAAAAAUCAGGUCGGGUGGACGGUGAGGGAGUUGAAAAAGGAACCAUCUGCCUUUGCCCGCCGGCCGAUUGUCAUGAACUCUUUCUUUCGCAUGAAUGGUGUACCCUUGAAAAUGGACGCCGAGAAGGCCAAGAAGAAGAGUGCGUAGAGAUUGGAUUGCCUGAAUGUAGUGGCAGUGUCGUGCAACAGUCUUUCAUUCAGUUUUUAGUGUUUUGAACGCAUUUGUUUGUAGUUGGCUUCUCAAUCGACAUGAACAUCUUUUGUAGGAUUUGCACUUGCACCGUUUUAGGUCUUCUAUUAGAGGUUACAACAACGCAAUGGAUUUGGAUUUGCAUCUUCUUUUGUCUUUGUCAUUUUCAACUAAAAUGUACUUCUCGUUUGUAACAAUUUAUUCACUCAAUGUAGAGCUCACUGUUGGAACAUCAGCUUGAUUCAUUGCAUGCAAAUGUUUCUGAUGUCUUGACGUCACGGCAGCACGCCGAAAUCGUUUAGAAACGGAAACACGAAAGCGAAUGGAUCAUGAAGCAGCAGUAGGUGCCUACACUUUUCCAAGACUUGGUGUUAUUUUCCCAGCCGUUCUAGCUCUAGGCG